This is a messenger RNA of Meloidogyne enterolobii, 210 nucleotides long. Lineage: Eukaryota; Metazoa; Nematoda; Chromadorea; Rhabditida; Meloidogynidae. The record is from the annotation of a GenBank genome assembly.
AUGGAAGCACAUUGGUCUGGACUUUUCCCUGACCGUACAAUUCCCGAAUUUGACCGUUCUGGCUAUAAACGUUUUAAUAGACAUUGGGAUGAUGAUUCUGCAAUGUUUCGACUUGAAUACAAAAUGCAGCCGGGAAGUUGGUUUUAUAUUAAAAGGUAUAAUCCUAGAGCGGCGUUGUACAAGAAGAGGGAAGAAGUGGCUAGUGGAUAA